AUGCCCAAAGUCGAGGUCGAGAGUCGCCGCAUGCCUUAUUCAGAUACCAAAGAGGCGAGAGAGCGUUACAAAAUGGUUAUGCCAAAAAUUUGUGCUGCCAGCGCAGUCCUGGCGGCCGUCGUCAACGCAGUCCCUACCGUCAGCGAUGCACAUGUGGCAAAGCACGCCAAUCAUAAAAACCAUUACGCAAACAACAUUGCGCUCGCUGCCUUUGCCCUUCAGAGAUUUUGGUAUAACCAGAGUACCGGCCUUUGGGAUAAUGCGUGGUGGAACAGCGGCAACGCGCUGACAACGCUGGCCGACUGGGCUAAGCUUCGCCCUAUUGAGGCCGAGAGACUCGAAAUUUCCGACGUGAUCCACAAUACAUGGUCUCGGGCGCAGAAUGUCAAUGUCUUUACAAUAAAGACCGUCAUGAGCAACGGCAUAAUGAAGACUGAGGACUGCAUCAAUGGCGAGGGCCCUGCUUGCGCUGCUGCUGCUGCUGCUGCUGCCACGGGCGGCGGCGUCCAGCCCCAAGCUUUCCGUAACUUUCUCAACGACUUUUAUGACGACGAAGGCUGGUGGGCGCUCGGUCUCAUCCACGCCUAUGAUUACACCCAUAAGCAAGAGUACCUCGACUCUGCUGUGCGCAUCUUUAGUGACAUGCAGGGUGGCGGCAAUACCAACUGCAACGGUGGCAUUUACUGGAGCAAGAAGAGAAAUUAUGUCAACGCGAUUGCGAAUGAGUUGUAUCUCUCCGUGGCCGCAUCGCUCGCUAAUCGCAUUCCCAAUGACAAAGGCAAGUACACAAGCAUCGCAGAGAGCCAGUGGCAGUGGUUCGCCAACAGUGGCAUGAUCAAUGGCGACAACUUGAUCAACGAUGGCCUAAACGAUCAGUGCAUCAACAACGGCCAGACGACUUGGACGUACAACCAAGGCGUCGUUCUGGGGGGGUUGGUGGAGUUGUACAAGGCCACUGGCAACCGUGACUAUCUCGACCGUGCCAACGACCUUGCGUCUGUGUCUAUGAAGAAGCUAGUCGACGGCAAUGGGAUCCUCGUGGAGGGAUGCGAGAAUGACCGAGGUCACUGCGGCGGUGAUGGCGCCCAAUUCAAGGGCGUCUUUGCCCGCAACCUGCGUUACCUCGACGAAAUCUCGCCCAGCAACGACAUAAAAUACUUCCUCGCGCGCAAUGCCGACUCCAUCUGGGCUAAAGAUCGCGAUGAAAAUAAUAACAAGCUUGGUGUUGCGUGGGCUGGGCCGCUUUACAGUCCCAUCGGCAAUGCGCACAGCAGCGCGAUGGACGCACUGGUGGGAGCGGUAGCUGCGAUAUGA
Messenger RNA from Beauveria bassiana ARSEF 2860, 1314 nucleotides. RefSeq names its product glycosyl hydrolase. Gene Ontology annotation, biological process: carbohydrate metabolic process. Bases 1 to 1314 code for a protein of 437 amino acids. The transcript has a single exon. NCBI's taxonomy places the organism in Eukaryota, Fungi, Ascomycota, Sordariomycetes, Hypocreales, Cordycipitaceae. The record is from RefSeq and is a predicted model, not a curated record.